Colletotrichum higginsianum IMI 349063 is the source of this 804-nucleotide messenger RNA. Its product is annotated as Tat pathway signal sequence. The record is from RefSeq and is a predicted model, not a curated record. The coding region runs from base 1 to 804 and encodes 267 amino acids. The transcript is spliced from 4 exons. Gene Ontology annotation, biological process: mycotoxin biosynthetic process. NCBI's taxonomy places the organism in Eukaryota, Fungi, Ascomycota, Sordariomycetes, Glomerellales, Glomerellaceae.
AUGAUGAUGUGGUCCAAUGGCCGAAGAAGCAAAAGUCUCAUCGCCUACACCCAGGUUGAGGACGAGACGAACGCUGACGCCCCGAAGAAAGAAGACUUUACCUUUUCCCAGCCAACUGAGCUCUCGGGGCCGUGGGGUUCCAAGGUGCCCGCAAGAUUUUAUUACCUUUUGGUACUGCAAAGCUUCGUAAUUGUUGUCCUUUUACUCUAUAUCACAAUCAAACAAAGGCCUGGCGAUGCGGCAUGCGCAAGACAGCUUUCUCCUUACUCACCGUAUCUAGAGUCCGGCGACUUGGAGUAUGAGGAGUUUACAGAUCAAAAUCACUUAAUGCAACCAUCGCCGUAUCGAGGUCAACCCAACCCAGAGGUUGAAGAGGCAUGGAUACGGUUGUGGCGUGUACCACCAAUUCAUUUUCCGGAAGACAAGCUGGAGGCUCUGAACAAAACACCGGCUGAAAACUACGAACACGUCUCGAAACACUUGGGGGGCGGCGUCAAAGGCUUCUUGAACGUUUUCCACCAACUUCAUUGCCUGAACUUCGUGCGGCAAUACACGUACCGCGAUGCAUACGACUACAGCAACGUGACCACAUUUCGGGCGAGCAAGGAGAUUGUUCGCGGUCAUGUGGAUCACUGCAUAGAAACCCUACGCCACUUCCUCAUGUGUCAAAGUGAUGUUACACCGGUGGUGUUCGAGAAAGAUCCGUCUCGGCCGUCAGGGUCCAAAAGUGACUUCAACAUGAGGCGCAAAUGCAGGAACUUCGGAAAGAUUCAAGCUUGGACAGUUGCGAACAAAGGUGUUUGA